AUGUCGAACCGAACAGUAUACUUCGUCACCGGCACGACCCAGGGCCUAGGAUACGAAUUUGUCCGGCAACUACGAGACCGCCCUGGAGCCAUCGUCUUUGCUACGUCUCGCGAUCCGGACCGAGCAACUCGCCUAUCAUCCCUGACCGACAAAGGGAACGUGCAUAUCGUCAAGAUCACCAAGCAGCCCGAAUCCGUCGACGAAGCGCUCGCAGUCGCAGAAACAGUCAAAAAGUUAGCGGGCAAAGUCGACGUCGUGAUCGCCAACGCCGGCAUCAUCCAUCAUGAAACCAGCAUCGCGGAUUCGCCAAUGGACAUGUACCAGCAAUUCCUCGACGUCAAUUUGCUGAACAACAUCGCCAUCUUCAAGGCCCUUCGACCCUUGAUGCUGGAGUCGGCUCGGCAGGGCGGGACUCCUAAAUUCGUCGCCGUCAGUACGCAAUACGGAUCCCUGAGCAUGGUCGAGGAUCUGCCCGGCCAGUCGUCGGCGUACGCGAUUUCCAAAGCCGCGUUGAACAUGUUCAUCAGGCAUGUCGCGUACGAAGAGAAGAAGAACGGCAUCGUGGCGUUUCCCAUACAUCCCGGUGUCGUUGCGACAGAGACAGUGGAGCCACUUGCGAAGAGAAUCGGGCUUGCCACGAUCGAGCCGGCGGAGAGUAUUGAAGGGAUGAUGAAGAUUGUCGAUUCGAUGACGGUGGAAGACGAGGUUCGUUUGUGGAGAUAUGACGGCGCUCAGCUUCCAUGGUGA
Exophiala xenobiotica is the source of this 747-nucleotide messenger RNA. RefSeq lists its product as uncharacterized. Bases 1 to 747 code for a protein of 248 amino acids. Gene Ontology annotation, molecular function: oxidoreductase activity. The transcript is spliced from 2 exons. The record is from RefSeq and is a predicted model, not a curated record. NCBI's taxonomy places the organism in Eukaryota, Fungi, Ascomycota, Eurotiomycetes, Chaetothyriales, Herpotrichiellaceae.